UUUUUUGUUGGCAUGUCAAUUUCAACCAGAUUAAAUUUUAGUGCUUAAUUGAUUGAGGGCUAUUGUUGUUGUUCUUGAGAGUGCUAAAUUAAUAACAAUGUAAAUAGGAAUUCACAAACUGUUCAUUACCUAUUUUCAAUUGAUUCUGCCUUGGUUUAUUGAUAAUGGGUCCGGAUUACUCGCUUUCAAUUGUUUCUGUUCUGGUUAAUUGGUAAUGGAGGAUUACUUGCUUUCAAUUGUUUCUGUUUUGGUUAAUUGGUAAUGGAGAAUUACUAGCUAUCAGUUGUUUCUUGCUUGGAAAAUUGAUAAUGGAGGAUGAUUGUAGCUUCAAUUAUACAAGAAGGGUAAAAACUUAAUGGUCUAUUUUUGGUGUAUAUGUAUCAUGGGUAACUAUAUAUUUAUGGAGGGUUGUGAACUUGUGAUUAUUCUCAACUCUACAAUGUAGAGUUACAAUCCCCCUCUAAAGGAUUCAAUGUCGAAAAGGCGAAAAUAGAGUUAGUAUUAAGCUUUGGUUUUCUUUAGUUAGAUUAUUUAUUUGAUUGUGAGUUGAGAGGUGGAAGUUUGUUACUCUCACAUUGGAUAUUUGUGUUCCUAAAUGUCAUUUUGUAUAAUUACAACCAAGAUUGAACAACUAAUUGUCAAAUAAGAUAAAGUGUAAAUUAAAUUGGAGAAGAGAGAGUUACAUGGUAGCAUUUGCCUAAUGACUCCACCUUUUUGGCCUCCUUAUACACAAACCUUUCAAUUUCUUGAUUUCCAUUUGAAGUUACUUUUAGGAUUUUCGAUGAGUUAUGAACCUUAGCAGGGAGUAUAUUGCCAGGUUGCUAGCUUUGUAUCAACUAUUAAAAUUAAAGAAAAUUAAUUAAACAAGAGAAUUGAACUACUAAUAUGUAUAUAUAUAAACAAUCAUAUUCGUCUAUGAAUGCUCUAAUGCAUCCAUUUUUUGGUACAAUAAUUAAAAAGCUGCAAACUAAAAUUGAAACGUACAUCACUUGAAGAGGCUGUUGCUGCUAUAGCCUUUAGCACUGUAAAGAUUUGUGCAAUCUUAAUCGAGUAGGUGAAUGGUGGAGAUGAUUUUGGGGCUGGUUGAUCAUAUGGCUGACCAUGACAUGAAUCCAUGAAUAGCUAUUUUUAGUUCCUUUCUUAGAUUGACAUUGAGUAGUCUAGUGAUUUUAAGAAAUUUAUGGAAGUGAAGGGGUUGAUAUAGGCACGGGGUUUAGACUAGUGUUGGGUUUGGAAGACUAGAAGGGUUUAUAUCUACGCAUAAAUGAUUGGUGUUAUGGUAUGGGGUUCAAUGGAGGUGUAAAAAUAGCUAGGGAAUGGAUGUGGUUGGUGUAGGAAUGGGUGCUGGAGGUGUAUUUGGAACGGGGGUUGGUGGUGGUGAAACAGUUGGUACUGGUGUUGGUGGCGGUGAUAAAGAUGGUGCAAUUGGUGCCGCUGGUGGUGAUAAAACUGGAUCCACUGGUGGUGGUGAGGCUAAAGGAGGUAUUGGUGUAGGUGGUGGUGAAGAAAUUGGUACUAUUGGUGCUGGUGGUGGUGACAAAGAUGGUGUGAUUGGUGUUGGCGGUGGUGAUGAUAUUGGUACUGUUGGUGCUGGUGGUGGUGACAAAGAUGGUGUGAUUGGUGUUGGCGGUGGUGAUGAUAUUGGUACUGUUGGUGCCGGCGGUGGUGAUGAUAUUGGUACUGUUGGUGCCGGCGGUGGUGAUGAUAUCGGUACUGUUGGUGCCGGCGGUGGUGAUGAAAUCGGUACCGUCGGUGCCGGUGGUGGUGAUGAAAUUGGUACCGUUGGUGCCGGCGGUGGUGAUGAAAUUGGUACCGUUGGUGCCGGCGGAGGUGAUGCAAUAGGUACCGUUGGUGCCGGCGGAGGUGAUGCAAUAGGUACCGUUGGUGCCGGUGGAGGUGAAGCAAAAGGUACUGUUGGUGCUGGUGGAGGUGAAGCAAAAGGUAUUGGUGCUGGUGGAGGUGAAGCAAAAGGUAUUGGUGAUGGUGGAGGUGAAGCAAAUGGUAUCGUUGGUGUUGGUGGAGGUGAAGCAAAUGGUAUUGUUGGUGUCGGUGGUGGAGGGGAUGCCAAUGGUAGUAUUGGUGUAGGUGGUGGAGAAAAAGGGAUUGGUGUUGGUGGUGGUGAUGAAAUUGGUAGUACCGGUGCAGGUGGAGGUGAUAGAAGGAUUGGUGCUACCGGUGGUGAUGCAAGUGGUGGUGGAAUGAUUGUUGGCGGUGGUGAUGCAAGUGGAGGUGGAAUGAUUGUUGGUGGAGGUGAUGCAAGUGGCGGUGAAAUGAUUAUUGGCUGGGGUGGUGGUGAUGCAAAUUGAGGUGGAAAUAUAAGUGCCGGUGGUGGAGUUAAUGUUGAGAUAUCAGGUGGUGUUGGCGAAGAUGGUGUUAAUGGCAGUGGCGGGGAGAGAACAAGUGGUAGUGGUGGUGACAAUAAUGAAGGUGGUGAUGGUUGUGUAGG
Chenopodium quinoa (quinoa) is the source of this 2446-nucleotide messenger RNA. Its product is annotated as glycine-rich cell wall structural protein 1-like. The record is from RefSeq and is a predicted model, not a curated record. Bases 1317 to 2306 code for a protein of 329 amino acids. The transcript has a single exon. NCBI's taxonomy places the organism in Eukaryota, Viridiplantae, Streptophyta, Magnoliopsida, Caryophyllales, Amaranthaceae.